Messenger RNA from Heterotrigona itama, 3059 nucleotides. NCBI's taxonomy places the organism in Eukaryota, Metazoa, Arthropoda, Insecta, Hymenoptera, Apidae. The record is from the annotation of a GenBank genome assembly.
UAUCAGUGGUAGUGUAAUAGUAAUAUAUUAACAUAUUUUAUUUCAUAUUGUAUUAGCAACAGGUAUAAUGAAAUUAAUUAAUGCUUACAAAAAAUUACACAUAGUGAGUAAGCAUAACCUACAAACUGUUUGACAAAUGAUCGGCUAUAGUACUGAAAAGAUUCUGAUUCUAAUAUGCAAUUAGUAAUGAAUAUGAAGUGAUAUAGUCGUCGAUGUCAAUAUUUGUCUUAUAAACUCUUAGUAAGUCCCAUAUUACAUGCUAUACAUUGAUGUAAUUUGCAAUUAAAUAUUGAGUAUUAAAAACUAAAAAGAUUAAAUAGGGAUUCAAAUAAGUAUAUCAUUGUAAAAUAAAUAGACAAAACUUUUCUUGCUUUAUUUAAUUUUAACGUGAUAUUUUAAAAAAACAACUGUGAUUUAUGUAUUGUAUUUGUGUCAAGAGUAUUAUAUCAUUUCUUUUUACAUACUGUUUGUGAUGUUUUAAAGAGUGGAGUAAAAAUGGUUGCGGGUCCUACUGAACAUGGUAUACAAGCUGACGUAAUAUUUGUAAUUGAGGGAACAGCUGUUAACGGAGCUUACCUUAAUGAUUUGAAAACAAAUUAUCUUACUCCUACUCUUGACAAAAUAGCACAACAUUGUAUGGGAUAGUAGUAUAUCAUGCUGCUGAUUGUUUACCAGCACCAUGUACGGAGACUUUUGGACCAUAUGCAAAUCCUCAUAAAUUACUACUUGUACUAGAAAAAUUAGAAAUGGUUGGAGGAAAAGGGGAAUGUUAUGCAAAUAUUGGGGAAGGACUUGCAACUGGACUACAAUGUUUUGAGGAUCUACAAUUACGUCGUGAACCAAAUACAGCAUCGCAAAAACAUUGUAUCUUGAUUUGUAAUUCUCCUCCAUAUCAGACAGUCAUACAGGAAUCAUAUAAAUUUGCUGGACAUACUAUAGAACAGUUGGCGUCACUUUAUCAAGAAAGAAACAUUAAUCUCUCCAUAUUGUCACCUCGAAAAAUACCUGCGCUAUUUAAGUUAUUUGAAAAAGCCGGAGGUGAUCUGCAAUCAUCACAGACAAAAAAUUAUGCUAAAGACCCGCGACAUUUGGUCCUGUUGCGUAAUUAUAAUUUAAAAGAAAGACCUGUCAGUCCUACAAUCGGUGGAGCUGUUCAUACUACUCCAGGUACUGCUGCCCAAAUUCCAUUGAGUCCAUUACAGAGCAACGACAGUCCGACUACCAAUCAGGUGCAACAGAAUAUUGCACAACCGGCUCAACCUCAAGUUCCUCCAUUUAGAAGUCAAACUCCUCAAAAUAUUACUUCAGUUCAUCCAACAGUAGUACCAAUGGCUGCUGCAAUGAACACUGGCCGACCUCCUUAUAAUCCUCAAAUAUCUGCUCCACCAACUUAUCAUCCUCCAAGAGCAGGUCAACCUAGAUGGCGGAAUUUGCCACCAUUUGUGCCAACAGGCCCAACAAAUACACAAAGCAGUGCUUUAAUAGCGCAAUUGAACCAACCACCUCCUUCAAUGGGACUCAAUGUACCUCCGUUUGGGCAACGAAUGGAUGUGACAAAUACCAAUGUUAUGGCUGCAAAUGCACAACAGCAGCAGCAACAGCAACAACAACAGCAGCAGCAGCAAUUAACUCAACAACAACAAUUGAGAAUAACAAUGCAAUUACAACAACAACAACAACAGCAGCAGCAACAACAAAAUGUCCAGCAACCAUCUUCAAUGCCAAUAACGGCUCAGCCAACACACGGACAAGCUGGACCGCAACUUACGGUAUCUUGUGUGAGUCAGUCUGUGCCUACACAAGUACCACAAACAGUUACUGCUUCUCAGACACAAGCAUCUGUAUCAUCGGUUACUCAACAACAGCAAAUAACGCAUCCUCAGACACAGGGUAAUGUAACAGUUGGUACGGUAGGACCAGGACCGCAAAUUAGCACGCCACGUGAGAGACAAACGAUAUGGCAGGGUAUUAUUGAAUGGGUUGAAAAAGCUAAAACAACUCCAGAUGCACCAAAACAAACUAGACAUCUCCCAUGUCAAGUUUCCGCAAAUUGCAAAGAUGGAGAUCCAGAAUUGAAAGCGGAUACGUGGCCACAGAAAUUAAUUAUGCAACUGAUGCCCAAACAAUUAAUAGGAAAUAUCGGUGGCACCUAUUUAAAAAAUUCCAAAUCCGUUUUGUUUCAUCCAACACCCUGCGAAGCCUUGGAAUCGUUAACAAAAGUUAUGAAUUCGGGAUUUGCGGGUUGUGUCCAUUUUACUUUCUUGCAAGCAGCUUGUGACAUAAAAAUACUUAUUCUUCUCUAUACAGCUGAAAGAAGAACAUACUUGGGAUUCAUUCCAAAUGAUCAAACUGGUUUUGUAGAUCGACUUCGAAAAGUAAUACAGCAACAAAAAACAUCGCAUGCUUCCAUGAGGCAAGGACAAGCUGGAACUGCUCAAGGAAAUGCCAUAGCUGGUGCAAUGCCCACUACAGGCACUUCUCAAGGAGGUAUUCUUAUGUCACAAACAAAUCCUAUAGCUAUGGGAGGAGGCCAAAUAACUCAAAAUGUGGUCUCUACGAAUGCUCCGCAACAAACAUUAACUUCAUCCGCUGGCCCUCAGAAUCAAAUAGAUAUGCAGAGUGGUGGUAUUACUGGUCCCCAAGUGGCUCCAGCUUCUGGUGCGAUGAUAGGACAACAAAGGCCACCAUUUGAUAACAUAGAAAUGGCCAGGCAACAAAAUUUGUUGAAAAUUCAACAACUACGGCAAACGUUAGAAGCCGCACAGCAACAGGAGGCGCAAUAUAAGUCGCAACUGGAAGUAAAUGCUCAACAAGCCCAAAGAGCACUAAAUCCCGCCGGUAUGACGAAUCAACAAGCAAAUGCUCCGAGGCCUUUGAUGAGGCCCGUUCCGAACAUUGGUCUUAGACAUUUGUUACAACAACCACAACCGCAGUAUAGGCAAGUAAUUGGGUUACAGCAACAGAUGGUUCCUAGGGGGCAAAUGACUACAAGGCCCAUGGCUCCUGGUAAUCCACAAAAUCAACAAUUUGAGGACGUCUCUAAUUACGAUUUCCUUGGA